AUGGCAGUUGCUGACUUGAAAAGUACUUUCCAGAAUGCUUUGAGCACUACGGCACAACAGAUCAGCCAAUCAGUGAGCUCUAAUGCUCAACAGAUCAGCCAAUCAGUGAGCUCUAAUGCUCAACAGAUCAGCCAAUCAGUGAACUCUAAUGCUCAACAGAUCAGCCAAUCAGUUGACAGAUUCAUGAAGGUGGGCUCGAUAGCGCCCUGCUCAAAUCACUACAGAAACAACGCGGUUAUUAAUAACUGGCGUGGAAUUUCCGAAGUGGCUUUCGCUAUUUAUAAAAACCACAAGAAAGUGAAACAAGUCAUCUUUGACGGCUCGGGUUCAACGUACAUGAACUGGUUUCACAAGAACAGGGUCAAGGACUCGUCCUGGUUAGAUCUAAAGACUUCCGGUUCAAACCACUUUAGUCUAGUUGGACACCAAGAAGGACAGUUCAGAAGAACGAUGUUCAUGAACGUGCGUUAUGGCGGAUGUCCUAACGACGUGGGGUGGUUCGUUGCUAUUGACAACACGCACGGCUAUUGUCCCUGGGAACAUAACUUGGCCCUCCCCGUGUUUAAAUAUUCCUACACAGACACGGCAAGCAACUGGAACAGUGCAACCACUACUGCAGACUACAUCGCCAUCUUUGUUCGUUAUUUUAAUGUCCCGUCUUCUUCUUCUUCUUCUCACGGGAUACGUGGACACAAUGACAUCAAAUGGACUAGAGCCUGGGAACCAAAUAAACGAAUUACUAAUUACUACACCUGUCCGAAUGGUUACUAG
Physella acuta is the source of this 771-nucleotide messenger RNA. RefSeq lists its product as uncharacterized. The record is from RefSeq and is a predicted model, not a curated record. NCBI's taxonomy places the organism in Eukaryota, Metazoa, Mollusca, Gastropoda, Physidae.